AUGGCAUCUUGGUCAUCAUGGCUCCUUGGACGAGGUUCUAGUGCUGGAAAUCAACGUGAUAAGGCUCGAGAAACGAUUGUCGAAUUAAGACAACAUUUGAUUAUGUUAGAAAAGAAAGAAGAUCAUUUGAAUAAGAAAAUUGAAGACGAAUUACGAAAGGCAAAAGCAAAUGCGACAUCAAAUAAACGGGCUGCAACUGCUGCACUACGUCAAAAGAAGCUAUAUGAGCAAGAACUUGACCGACUCGCUGGAAGACGCAUGACUUUGGAAACUCAAGUGAAUGCUAUUGAAUCUGCGAAUAUGAAUUUGGAAACUAUGCAAGCUAUGCGUCGUGGUGCAGAUGUACUCAAGGGUAUUCACGGAAACUUGAACAUCGAUAAAGUUGAUGCUACUAUGGACUCAAUUCGAGAACAAAUGGACCUUACCAAUGAAAUUUCCGAUGCAAUUUCAAACCCCGUAGGAAUGGGUCAAGAGCUUGACGAAGACGAGAUCAAAGCCGAGUUGGAAGAACUAGAACAAGAUGAAUUGAAAGAUCGACUUGUAGGAGCCGAUAGUGUACCAAUUCAUUCUCCAAGUCAUACCGAACGAGCCGUUCGUAAAACAGCAGCUCAACGACAACAAGAGGAUGACGAAGAUGCAGAACUUAAAGAACUUCAAGCUGCACUUGCGAUGUGA
This is a messenger RNA of Melampsora larici-populina 98AG31, 675 nucleotides long. RefSeq lists its product as uncharacterized. The coding region runs from base 1 to 675 and encodes 224 amino acids. Gene Ontology annotation, cellular component: cytoplasmic side of plasma membrane; ESCRT III complex; multivesicular body. The record is from RefSeq and is a predicted model, not a curated record. NCBI's taxonomy places the organism in Eukaryota, Fungi, Basidiomycota, Pucciniomycetes, Pucciniales, Melampsoraceae. The transcript has 6 exons. Gene Ontology annotation, biological process: late endosome to vacuole transport via multivesicular body sorting pathway; vesicle budding from membrane.